This is a messenger RNA of Manis pentadactyla (Chinese pangolin), 2296 nucleotides long. RefSeq names its product haloacid dehalogenase like hydrolase domain containing 3 (gene HDHD3). The record is from RefSeq and is a predicted model, not a curated record. Bases 355 to 1110 code for a protein of 251 amino acids. The transcript is spliced from 2 exons. Lineage: Eukaryota; Metazoa; Chordata; Mammalia; Pholidota; Manidae.
CAAGGACAGCGAGCGGAGGGGCGGCAGAGGCUAAGGCAGCGAGAGGAAGAGGGCGGCCACGGCGUAGGGGCGGCGCGCGGGCCGCGGAGGGCUGCGGGCGCCGCGCGGGGGGCGGGCCCAGUGACUGCGUCGGCGGCUGAGCUCUGCACCUGUCCUGGGUCGGGUGCGGCUGCGGCUUCCCCGCGCGGCAGGAUCUGCUGUGAUGAUGUCAGCCAAUUGCCAGGAAAUCUGACCCAUGAGGCCCAGAAAGAAGACCUUUAAGUUGUGGAGGAGUAAUCUGUGUAGCCGAGUUUCCCUUUGGCUUCUGGGACCUGAGGCAGACCUGGAGUAGACUUGGCCCCCUCCUGCAGACCCAUGAUGCACCGGCUACAGAUAAGACUGCUGACAUGGGAUGUGAAGGACACACUGCUCAGGAUCCGCCGUCCUGUGGGAGAGGAAUAUGCCACCAAGGCCCGGGCCCAUGGGCUGGAGGUAGAGGCAGCCACCCUGGAACAGGCCUUUGGGCAGGCAUUCAGGGCUCAGAGCCACAGUUUCCCCAACUACGGCCUGAGCCAUGGUCUCACCUCCUGCCAAUGGUGGUUGGAUGUGGUCCUGCAGACUUUCCACAUAGCAGGUAUUCAGGAUGCUCAGACUGUGGCCUCCAUUGCUGACCAGCUGUACAAGGACUUCAGCAAACCCUGCACCUGGCAGGUGCUGGAGGGGGCUGAAUCCACCCUGAAGGGGUGCCGAAAACGAGGUCUUAGGCUGGCAGUGGUCUCCAACUUUGACCAGCGGUUAGAAGACAUCCUGGUGGGUCUUGGUCUGCGGGAACACUUCGACUUUGUGCUUACUUCUGAGGCUGCCGGCUGGCCCAAGCCAAACUCCCGCAUUUUCCAUGAGGCCUUGCAACUUGCUCAGGUGGAACCGGCAGUAGCAGCCCAUAUUGGGGACAAUUACUACUGUGAUUAUAAGGGAGCACAGGCUGUAGGCAUGCACAGCUUCCUGGUGGUUGGCCCAGGACCUUUGGACCCUGUGGUCAAGGAUUCUGUACCCAGAGAACACAUCCUCCCCUCACUGUCCCAUCUCCUGCCUGCCCUUGACCGCCUGGAGGGCUCACCCCCGGGACCUUAGCAAGGGAAGUGGCUGGGCCUAAUAAACAUUGGAGACAGACGCCUUCCUUUCUGAGAUGGGGCUUUUGCCUUCCUCUGCAGCCUGUGUAAGGUAUUCUAACUGCAAAGCAGUUCCUGGUCUCUGAAAUGGUUCAUCACACCUGUGUCCUUUUUCUACCACGUGUCCCCCUCAGUAUGAACAAGAUUCACUGAGGGCCCAACUAGUUUCAAAAGCAGCCACUUUCGAACUUCAUUUUAACAGCAGGGCCCUUUGGUCAUGAGAGAUCCUAUGCAGAACUCCAAUAUGCAAAACAGGAAAAGCCAGAAACUGCCCAGGUAAAAGUGGAAGUCCUAGAGCCCCUAGGUCAGGCCCUGAAGCCUCUCCAACUCUACCCCUGGGAAGCCUGUCAGAAGAGCUUAGUUUGGAAAUCAGGAUGCUAAGUUGUGCUGUAGGGACAUGUCCUCUAAGACUACAGUCUCCGCAGAUUUUUAUUUCAUUAGCUCGAGAGGAUUUAGAAAAAUUUUGUAUUGAUGUAUAUUUGAUACACAAUUAGUUUCAGAUAUAUAACUGAUUCAACAAUUAUAUACAUUACAAAAUGCUCACCAUUGUCAGAGUGGUUAGCAUGUCACCAUACAGUUAUUACAAUAUCACUGAUUGUAUUCCCUAAGCUGUACUCUUCAUCCCCAUAACUUAUAAUUGGAAGUUUGUAUCUCUUUAUACACUUCACCAAUUUUGCCCAUCCCCUGACUUUCCAACCCUCUGGCAACCACAAGUUUCUUCUCUGUAUUUAUGAGUUUGUUUUGAUGGAUCAUUUAUCUUUUGAUUUCACAUGUAAAUGAAAUACGGUAUUUGUCUUUCUCUGACUUAUUUCGCUUGGUAUGAUAUCCUCUAGGUCCAUUGAACGAGACUUUAGACAAAGAACACCUUAAUUGUAGUAUCAGAAGAAACUUUUUUUAUGCCUGCCAUGUAUAAAGUAGUGUGCUGUCCUUUGUAUAACACUCAAAACUACCUAGUGAAGUACAUAAUGUGACGUCCCUUUAUACAUGAAUCAGAUUCAGAGGUUAAGUAGCCUGCCUGAGGUCACAGCUAGUAUGUGAGGGAGCCAGGGUUCCAAUUUAACCAUGUCCGACUCCAAAGCUCAUUAGCUUGAUCGCUAGGUUGUAAGUGGAAAGGGCUCUAUGUCCUGUGAGAUACGGUGCAGUGAAGA